CAAUGAUAUUCUGGAAACAAUAGGAACAGGUAUUCCAGGUCUUAUUGGUACUAUUCUUGCUGACUCUACUAUGAUUUGGUGUUGCUGGAUAAUUUGGGGAAAGCACUGGCUAGUCAUUGUGCUUCCCAGCCUUUGUCUAAUAUGUGGUGUUGGUAAAGUCAUACAUUUCUUCUUGUUUAAAAUUAUAGCCAUACACCUAAUCUUUAUAGAUUAUACUACUGCUACUUCUUUUGGUCUGAUACUUUAUGCAUCAUUCACUCUGGCUACAACACUGUGGUGCACUAUGCUCACCAUCUAUCAUAUUCUGAGUGUAGGACAAGUAAACAAUGGAAUAAGAGGUGCACUUGGAGUCUAUGGACAUGUUAUUGAAGUUCUAGUGGAAUCUUCUGCUCUUUAUUCUGUAUGUUUGAUCCUCUAUGUGACCCUUACUGCUAGCAAUAGCUGGGGACAUACCUGUCUUGAUACCAUAACAGGUAUUGCACCAACACUCCUCAUUGGACAUGUUGCUGCAGGCCAUGCUUGCCCUGAUGACUCAUGG
This is a messenger RNA of Desarmillaria tabescens, 538 nucleotides long. RefSeq lists its product as uncharacterized. NCBI's taxonomy places the organism in Eukaryota, Fungi, Basidiomycota, Agaricomycetes, Agaricales, Physalacriaceae. The record is from RefSeq and is a predicted model, not a curated record. The transcript has 4 exons. The annotation marks the transcript as partial.